AUGUUCCCCCCCGAACCCCGCCCCCGCAUCGCCUGCUUCCACGGCGGUGGCUCCAAAGGCGAAAUCUACCGAAUCCAAUGCUCGCGCCUCGCCAGCUUGCUCGAAAAUGACUUCGAAUUCGUCUUUUUCGAUGGUCCCUACACCCGCGACGCCGGUCCCGGCGUCCUCCCCGCCUUCCGCGGCUACGAGCCAUACAAAUCAUGGGUGACGAAUGACAGCGACGGCAAGGAACUCAUGGAUGGAAGUGGCUAUGACGAUGUUGGCCGGGACGGGAUCGAGAGGGUCUUGAAGCUGAUGGUGCAAAAUGACCGAGAGCAAGAUGAGCCAGCCGGUCCGUGGGUCGGUGCCAUGGGAUUCAGUCAAGGGACCAGAGUGGUGGGUGGAUUGUUGUUGGAUCAGCAACGCAGAGCUGCCUCGGGCUGGGAUGCGAAUGAGGGAAUCCAGUUGAAAUUCGGAGUUUGCUGCAUGGGGGCGGGGGCACCGCUGGAAUCGGAGGUUUCGAAACACUUCAACUUUGAAGAUAACACAGUCUCGCUGCCUACAUUGCAUGUCCACGGGCUCAAGGACUGGGUACUGCCGCUCAGCCGACUCCAGUACACGAAAUAUUAUGACUCGAAAACCAAGAAAUUGUACGAGGUUGAUUACCAUCACGCCAUGCCAUGGAACACACACGAGGUACAGAAAUUGGCGGAUUUAAUACGGCAGAUAUACAAGGAGAAUGCCUAG
Aspergillus luchuensis is the source of this 726-nucleotide messenger RNA. RefSeq lists its product as uncharacterized. The record is from RefSeq and is a predicted model, not a curated record. Gene Ontology annotation, biological process: secondary metabolite biosynthetic process. The transcript is spliced from 2 exons. Lineage: Eukaryota; Fungi; Ascomycota; Eurotiomycetes; Eurotiales; Aspergillaceae. Bases 1 to 726 code for a protein of 241 amino acids. Gene Ontology annotation, cellular component: cytoplasm; nucleus.